AUGUGGGUACAGACAGCAGAGGGAGGGGGGGGGGUAAAUGUGGGUACAGACAGCAGAGGGAGGGGGGGGGGUAAAUGUGGGUACAGACCGCAGAGGGAGGAGGGGGUAACAUGUGGGUACAGACAGCAGAGGGAGGGGGGGGGGGUAAAUGUGGGUACAGACAGCAGAGGGAGGGGGGGGGGUAAAUGUGGGUACAGACAGCAGGGGGAGGGGGGGGUAAAUGUGGGUACAGACAGCAGAGGGAGGGGGGGUAAAUGUGGGUACAGACAGCAGAGGGAGGGGGGGGGGGGUAAAUGUGGGUACAGACAGCAGAGGGAGGGGGGGGGUAAAUGUGGGUACAGACAGCAGAGGGAGGGGGGGUAA
This is a messenger RNA of Knipowitschia caucasica, 363 nucleotides long. The record is from the annotation of a GenBank genome assembly. Lineage: Eukaryota; Metazoa; Chordata; Actinopteri; Gobiiformes; Gobiidae.